Molecule: messenger RNA, 2917 nt
Organism: Stegostoma tigrinum
Lineage: Eukaryota; Metazoa; Chordata; Chondrichthyes; Orectolobiformes; Stegostomatidae
Exons: 9
Coding region: 1-1941 (646 amino acids)
Source: RefSeq, a predicted model, not a curated record
AUGACGGAGCCCUUCUUAACACUGGUCGAAAUGGGGAAUGGUGAUGUGCCUGAUGCAGUGAGGUGCUGCCUUUGUUAUGUUGCUCGAACUGUUGAAAUUCUCUUCAAUACUGUGAAGAUACAGUGUUCAGAUCCGUGUGCUGCUAAUGACAACUCAUGUGACGUAAGUGAAACGUUUCUGAUGAUCAAUGGAACUGUGCUAAGAUCUCAAAUGUCCCUAAGAAACCACAGAAUAUUGGAAUCAUUCUUUAAUCAAAAUGUUGAAUCUAGUAAGAAAUUAGCCCGUGAGAACAAAUUAUCAAGAUCUUCUAAGUUAGGUUUACUUCAUCAAAUAGAAGAAAGUGAAAAAAACAUGUAUGUUGGAAAUCAUUUAGAUCCACGUUUGGCUGAUCCAAAAGCAUCCAGAAUGUCUCAUUUAAGUCGACUUAGGCAAAGACCAACCUUUGCUAGAGAUAAUGGAUUUAGUUCACACCUUGGCAGAGCAAACCAUCUUCAGUGGAACAUUAAUGGAGGGAGAACUGGUAAACAUAGUCCUUUGAACUUAUUCAAUUCUGACGAUAUUCCCCUGCAAAACCAUCGACCACCCAAACAUCUUAAUCAUGGGCCUCAUCUGACCACAAGUGCUUCCAGUGUUGAUAAAAAUGUAAAGCAUAAAAAGCACAAAGUUAUCAAGAGAGUUAGGCGGGGCAACCUCGAAGAUCAAAUAGAAAAUAUCAAGCAGGAAGUGAAGUCGACUACAGUUUUUACAUUCAAAGAAACAACUACAGACAAACCAAACGUAAUGUAUGAAUUUGAUGAACAUUACCCAGAUAUUAUAGAACUGAACAUUUCUACUCCAGAAUCUGAAAAUCCACAAACUGUAGUGGAGUCCCCAGAAGUGGAAGUUUCUAUGUUUGAAAUACCCAGUAUUCCUCCAGAAAACAGUGAAAUACCUCAAGCCAUUAUUGAAAUGGAAAAUAGAUCAGAUGAUAGUUAUUCAGAAAAACAUAACAUUGAGUAUGUAAUAGCUGAGCAAAAGCCACUGCUAAGGAAAGCACUUGACCCUGGACAUUUCAGUAGGUCUAUGCAAGAUACUGAGAUUAUUGAUGUGGGUAAUAAUGAAGCAUAUACAGUUAAUAUUUCAGAUGGGUCUUGGCACAAACCACUAGGUCAGUUCCUGGAUAAAGCUGUGCAGAAUGAAGUUGAGCCAAAUUCUGUAACACAAUCCAACACUAAGCUAACUCAACUUGAAAUUAUUAAACUACUCGAAGAUGCAUACAAGCAAUCUACCGCAGAGACCAAUCACACUGAAGAGACCAGUACGACCAGAGUUUCAGAACACCGGACAACCACUCAGGCUGUGGAGAAAGUGGAAGACGAUAAAGAAGAAGCAGGGGGAAAAGAAACAGAUGUAUUCCCUCCACCAAUAUCGCGACCACGACCACAGCCGCGUCCACAUCCGCAUGCACACAAAGGACAUGAAGCAGGAACGUAUGUACCGAAUUAUGCUGAAAUGCUUAAUACAGAACCGUCAAAGAAGCAGAUGAGUUUAUCAACAGUGGAGUAUGGACACAAGCUUCUUCUGGCUAUCGCUGUUACCGUUGUAGUGAUGAUUAUUAUUGCAGUGGUUUGUCUAAUAGAGAUUUGCUCUCAAAGGUCAGAAUCAAAGACACCUUAUGCUUCAGGAGAUGCUGGUUGUAAAAGGCCAUACAAAAGCCCUCUGAAGAAAGUGACAGAGCGAAUAACUGGGAAGAGUUCAGCUAAAGAUGCACAGAAGGCACCUCUGUUGGAUGAGGAUAUAGAUCUUCCAAAGCCACUUUGGCUUCAAGAUUUGUACCAGCCUCUGGAUUCAGUUCGUAAGAAAUCAAUGGGUCAUGGAUCACAUUAUAAAGAUUCCUCGGAAGAAGAAGAAGUAUUUAGCAGAGCAAAUGUGAGUGGACGCUCUGAUGCCAGGAAUCCAUAAGGACCCCUAAGAAAAAUCAACACGUUCGCUUCACAAGGAGCAUCCUGCAAAGAGCCAAAUACUUUGUUUGAGAAGAAUUCCUUUUUUAAUAAAAUAAUGUGCUAACACUUGUCAAUUAAUAGUUUUAUAAUACAAAUAUAAUUUGUACUUUAUAUGCAAGAAUUGAAACUGUCAUUGUGAUGUAACCGUCUGCAUAAAUGUCUACUGUAUAUCACUGGUGAAUAACAGUUCUUUCAGUUUCAGCUUCAGAAAAUAAAAAGCAUAAAAUAAGUAUGAAAUAUAAAAAUACUACUGUUUGGCAAUAGACAGUAGAAAUAACAAGCCAUGCCCCAGCAGCAUUCACUUUAUACAGUCACAGCUAAACUGUGUCUAUUAUAACCAAGGCAGUAUAUUUCUUGAAAAGCUCUCAAAUACUACUUCACCAUUAUUUAAUAAUUUGUGUAAAAAUAUGUGUAAAUAUUGACUGCCGGUAAAUGUUGCAGUGAUAAACUGCUGACCUAGAAAGAAUGUGUUGCAGUGUGCCAAGGUCCAAAAUUUGAAGCUACUACGGAGGUCUCCCCUAACAAAUGUAUCAGUUUGCUAUGUAUAGCUCAUUCUGUGGUCAGUGUAUGUUUUGAUAUAUCCUUGAGCUAAAUUUGUUUCACAAAUUGAACAUUCUCAUUCACUUUGUGAAGGCAUUAGCCUGUCUAUCCCACCAGUCAUAUAUUCUUGUCUAUUGUGCACAAAUAUCAAUUACUGGAGACUAUUACUCAAUGUCAUCAAUUAGGCAUGCCUAAAGGUAAAAUAUUUUCUUCUUACAAGAUGACUCUAUGAGCAGAAAUGUCUAUUAUUUCAAUUAAAAGAGUAUAAUAAACAUGUGCAUAGGGUGGUCCACAUUACAGUGUAAAAGUUGGCUAUUUUCUUAGAUGGUUGCUAAAUGGCACUGGAAAUCUACGUCACUAUGUUGAUAGCAAAAUUAUCACAGUGUGAGAGGGAG